Molecule: messenger RNA, 255 nt
Organism: Trichoderma asperellum CBS 433.97
Lineage: Eukaryota; Fungi; Ascomycota; Sordariomycetes; Hypocreales; Hypocreaceae
Source: RefSeq, a predicted model, not a curated record
AAGUUUCCUACAGCCCGGAUUAAGCGGAUCAUGCAGGCCGACGAAGAAGUAGGCAAGGUUGCUCAGCAGACCCCUAUUGCCGUCGGAAAGGCACUGGAGCUGUUUAUGAUCCAACUGGUAACAAAGAGCGCGGACAUCGCCAAAGACAAGGGCUCCAAGAGGGUUACUGCAUCCAUGCUGAAAAACGUGGUGGAGGCAGACGAGCAAUGGGACUUCCUGCGAGACAUAGUAAGCCGUGUAGAGAAUGAGAAGGAG